Molecule: messenger RNA, 1045 nt
Organism: Scylla paramamosain (green mud crab)
Lineage: Eukaryota; Metazoa; Arthropoda; Malacostraca; Decapoda; Portunidae
Product: gastrula zinc finger protein XlCGF8.2DB-like
Exons: 2
Coding region: 106-1035 (309 amino acids)
Biological process (GO): regulation of transcription by RNA polymerase II
Cellular component (GO): nucleus
Molecular function (GO): DNA-binding transcription factor activity, RNA polymerase II-specific
Source: RefSeq, a predicted model, not a curated record
CCACAGGCAGCAGACGAGCCGCAAGGUGCCAGGACUCCCUCCGUGCAUCCCUCCUGCAGCCCCAGGCUUCCUGCAGGACCGGACGCAGCCAGGAGCAGCGUUGCAAUGGAGGGUGCAAGGCCAGGAAACAGCAGCAGCAGCAGCAGCAGCAGCAGCAGCAGGAACAGGCUGGAGCAGCGGGCGACCCAGGGCGUGAGGACCUACACUUGUGACCACUGCGGCAAAGUGUGCUCCACCAAGGCUGCCAUUGCCAGACACGUCCUCUCCCAUGCCAGCAAGACAAGGCUGAGAGGCAGGAGUGGCCCCGCUGAACACACUGCCACCCACACUGGUGGCAGGAACCACAAGUGUGACCUCUGCGGGAAGACAUUUGUCCGGAAGAGUCAUCUUGCCUCACACAUCCUCACCCACACUGGGGAGAGAAAGUUCCAGUGCCUGGAGUGUGGGAAAAAAUUUAUCCAGAAAGGUGAUCUUGACAGACACAUCCUCAUCCACACUGGGGAGAGAAAGUUCCAGUGCCUGGAGUGUGGGAAAAAAUUUGCCCACAAAAGUCAUCUUAACACACACAUCCUCACCCACACUGGGGAGAGAAAGUUCCAGUGCCUGGAGUGUGGGAAAAGAUUUACCCGCAAAAGUCAUCUUAACAGACACAUCCUCACCCACACUGGGGAGAGAAAGUUCCAGUGCCUGGAGUGUGGGAAAAGAUUUACCCACAAAAGUCAUCUCAACACACACAUCCUCACCCACACUGGGGAGAGAAAGUUCCAGUGCCUGGAGUGUGGGAAAAGAUUUACCCAGAAGGGUUCCCUUGACAGACACAUCCUCACCCACACUGGGGAGAGAAAGUUCCAGUGCCUGGAGUGUGGGAAAAGAUUUACCCUGAAGGGUUCCCUUGACAGACACAUCCUCACCCACACUGGGGAGAGAAAGUUCCAGUGCCUGGAGUGUGGGAAAAGAUUUACCCUGAAGGAUUCCCUUGACAGACACAUCCUCACCCACACUGGAAAGAAGAAGAGAAAACAGCCAAAAUUAUAGCUGUUGCAGU